AUGGGUGGUAGAAUCGUACAGAAUUCUACCCAAAUUUGCCCAAUAACCCUAUGCACAACGGACACAAAUAUUAAAGUAGAAACAAAUGCUAUUGUUCUACCCCAACUCACCCAAUUUCUACCAGCAUUCACAGUAAAGGAUGUUGACUGGACACAAUUCGCCUCGCUAGAUCUUGCCGAUCCCUUAUGUUUUACUCCAGGUAAAAUAGACUUGGUGAUAGGCAGUGAUUUAACCCCGAAAAUAUUUCUGUCAGGCGUUAAAAAUGUUUCCGAUAGCUUGUUGGCACAAAAUACCAUCUUCGGAUGGAUUUUAAGUGGCCCAGUUCAAGCGCAAGUCUCAGCAUUCUCCACCCGAGUCGAACCAACACCCGACGACUCAUUAUGCGACCUGCUCAAAAGAUUUUGGGAGCAAGAAGACUUUGUGGACCCUGCUCAACCCUCGGAAGAAGACCAAAUAUGCGAAACUCUAUACCAGAACACCACAAUUAGAAGAGCAGAUGGUCGAUACGAAGUGCGACUACCUUUUAAAAAAGACUUUCCGGAAUCUCUCGCCCUUGGACAUUCCCGAUUCUCAACCAUAAGCCAAUUUUUAAGUAUUGAACGGAGUCUCGCCAAAAAACCUGAUAUUAGAGAAACGUACUCAGAUGUUUUAGAAGAAUACCUUACUCUAAAUCAUAUGGAACCCACCACACCUCAUGAAGUUAUAAGAAGCGGAAAAUAUUUUUCAUUUUACCUGCCCCAUCACGCGGUUCUUCGCCCUGAGAGUAGAACAACAAAAGUAAGAGUAGUUUUUAACGCUUCUAAAUCUUCAAACUCUGGUAAUUCCUUAAAUGAUGUUCUCUAUACAGGACCCACUCUCCAAACUGAUUUAACAUUUCUAAUCCUCAAUUGGAGACUCUACCAGUUCGUAUUCAACGGCGACAUUGAAAAAAUGUACCGCCAAAUACUGGUCCACGAAAACCAUCAAGAUUUUCAGAGAGAUUCAAUAAGAGAUUACAAGCUGAAAACAGUGACAUUCGGUGUAAAUUGUGCCCCCUACUUGGCCAUCAGGACUCUUCACCAAUUGGCCGAAGAUUCUGAACACAAGUUCCCAAUGUGUGGAAAAGUGCUUAAACAGGAAACAUACGUAGACGAUGUGUUUUCCGGCGGGCAUAAUUUAGAAACUGCAAAAAAUUCAUUGUCUCAACUAACCCAAGCCCUAAACUCGGCUGGCUUUCCACUCAAGAAGAUAACAGCCAAUAAUUCCAAAAUACUCGAUGAAAUACCCAGCACCAAUCUCUUAGACUCAAACUUCUUAAAACUGGAAGACCGGAGUACAACAAAAACUCUAGGUAUUCAGUGGAACGCAGUAUCUGAUUCUUUUUCAUAUACAUUUAUUCCACCCCAAACUCCACACUCGGCAACCAAACGCCAAAUACUCUCUUCAGUUGCUAAACUGUUUGACCCGGCAGGAUGGCUUUCGCCUAUAAUGAUAAGAGCGAAAAUCCUCCUGCAAACUCUUUGGAAAGAGGGAACAGAUUGGGACGAAUGCGCUAAGCCCAACUCGCUACACACGUGGAACACAAUCAUAGAAAAUCUUCGCUCAGUAGAAUCCAUCAAAAUACCCCGAUGGAUUGGGUUUUCUCCUACGUACUCUGUCCAAAUUCAUGGAUUUUGCGAUGCGUCCCAGGAAGCUUAUUGCGCAUGUCUUUACAUUCGUUGUCAAGAUGGAGAAAACCCACCAACUUGCCGACUUUUUGUUGCAAAAAGUAAGGUCGCCCCGCUUCACACAGUCAGCCUUCCACGCUUAGAACUUUGCGGAGCUGUCCUCCUAUCGAAACUCUUAGCACGAACCCGUUCGCAACUCUCGUUACAAAAGGCAAGAGUAUAUUUGUGGUGCGACUCUUCAAUUGUACUCGCUUGGUUGGAGAAACCACCUUACGUUUGGAAGACUUACGUCGCGAAUCGUACAUCCCAAAUUUUAAAAAAUGUAGGAAACUCUGUAUGGCGACAUGUAAUUAGUAACCACAACCCCGCUGACCUAGGUACUCGUGGAUGCAGGCCUCAAGAUAUAACCACUCAAUCCCUAUGGUGGCACGGUCCCGAAUGGAUUUGCGAAUCGCCUAGUCGUUGGCCGCGAUCCGAACCUACGAAAACUCCAGCCCCUGAACAGAGAAUAAUCAAGGCUUUUCAUAUGUCUGAAAAGGAAGAUAUUCUGGACACAUUUUCUUCAUUUUCAAAGGCUUUACGGGUCCUUACGUAUGCAUUGCGCUUCGUCGAAAGAUGCAGAAAGACGUCUUAUAAGACCGGCUCCUUGACGCAAGAUGAAGUAAAUUCUACAAAAACGCGAUUAAUAAUCCUAGCCCAGCGUCGUUACUUUAAAGAUGAAUAUUCCCAAUUAACGACCUCUCAACCCAUUAGCAAGAAAAGUAGUUUGCUCUCCUUAAACCCAUUUAUUGAUAAAAAAGGCCUUAUGAGAGUAAAUGGAAGAUUAGCGCACGCUACUCUAAGCUAUAAUGAAAGACACCCCAUUAUACUUCCCGGAGAAUCACGAUGUUGUGAACUAUACUUGCAAUUUCUCCACUCAGCUUUGCUACAUGCUGAAAAAUCACUUAUGAUACGCAUGGUACAGGAAGAAUUCUUUAUCCCACGGUUGAAACCUCGUAUAAAAAAAUGUAUAUUUCAUUGCAAAACGUGCACAAUCUACAAACAAAAGACCCGCUCUCAAAUCAUGGCCGCACUUCCUCCAGAAAGGGUAAAAUUCUCCCUUCCCUUUAAUACAACUGGAGUAGACUUUGCGGGACCUCUUCUCGUAAAAAGCGGAUUAACUCGAAAUGCCGCUUAUCACAAGGCUUACAUAUGUGUCUUUGUUUGUUUCUCCACAAAGGCAAUACACUUAGAAGUCUGCUCUGACUUGACCACCCAAUCAUUUCUCGCUGCUUUCGCAAGGUUCGUGGGUCGUCGAGGAUUGCCCUCAAAAAUCAUGUCCGAUAAUGGCAAAACCUUCGUCGGAGCACAACGUGCCUUAAACAAGCACCUCGAUGCCUUCAUGGAACAAGUGGCCGCAACAGUCGUAGCAAAAUUUAAUACCCAAGGUGUAGAAUGGCAAUUCAUACCACCCCAGGCUCCUCACAUGGGUGGCUUGUGGGAGUCCGCGGUAAAAAGCUUUAAAACUCAUCUCACCAAAGUUGCCGGAACCCACAAGUUUACCUUUGAAGAGCUUACGACAUUAUUGGUCCGCAUUGAGGCUGUAUUAAACUCCAGGCCCCUAACUCCGAUGUCUGAAGAUCCGAGUGAUCUUCUGGUUCUCACCCCAGGGCAUUUCCUUCGAGGAGCCCCUCUGAUGGCAAUACCCGAGCCACCCGCGGAACAAAUGACACUUAGUAACCGCUGGCAAAAACUAAAGGUGCUCCAUCAAGAGUUUAGCCGACGAUGGAAGAGUGAAUAUUUGCAAGAUUUGCAUAAGCGCCACAAGUGGAAAU
Molecule: messenger RNA, 3460 nt
Organism: Rhagoletis pomonella (apple maggot)
Lineage: Eukaryota; Metazoa; Arthropoda; Insecta; Diptera; Tephritidae
Biological process (GO): DNA integration
Molecular function (GO): nucleic acid binding
Source: RefSeq, a predicted model, not a curated record